GUUCCUCUGUCUCUUUCCACCUUCAGCCAUUUUGACAAUGUUGGGAGCUGUGGGACGCUGCUGCACCGGGGCUCUGCAGGCUCUCAAGCCUGGGGUCCAGCCCCUGAAAGCCCUCGUUGGAUCCCCAGCGGUCCUGUCUCGCAGAGACUAUGUCGCACCUGCUGCUGCUGCCGCCGUCGCCAAUGGCCGCAUUGUGGCUGUCAUCGGUGCCGUCGUCGACGUCCAGUUCGACGAAGGCCUCCCCCCCAUCCUUAACGCCCUGGAAGUGAGCGGCCGCGAGGCCAGGCUAGUCCUGGAGGUGGCACAGCAUCUUGGGGAGAACACAGUGCGUACUAUUGCUAUGGAUGGUACUGAGGGUCUGGUGCGUGGGCAGAAGGUUCUGGAUACUGGUGCUCCCAUCAGAAUCCCAGUGGGUCCAGAGACCCUUGGCAGGAUUAUGAAUGUCAUUGGCGAGCCCAUUGAUGAGAGGGGUCCCAUCUCCACCAAGCAGACUGCACCCAUCCAUGCUGAAGCCCCUGAGUUCACUGACAUGAGUGUGGAGCAGGAGAUUCUGGUCACUGGCAUCAAGGUGGUGGAUCUGCUGGCCCCCUACGCCAAGGGAGGAAAGAUUGGUCUCUUCGGUGGUGCUGGGGUGGGCAAGACUGUGUUGAUCAUGGAGCUGAUCAACAACGUCGCCAAGGCCCAUGGUGGUUACUCCGUGUUCGCCGGUGUGGGCGAGCGUACCCGCGAGGGAAAUGACUUGUACCACGAGAUGAUUGAGUCCGGUGUCAUCAACCUGAAGGACACCACCUCCAAGGUGGCGCUGGUGUACGGACAGAUGAACGAGCCCCCAGGUGCCCGUGCCAGAGUGGCUCUGACUGGACUGACUGUGGCCGAGUAUUUCCGUGACCAGGAGGGUCAGGAUGUGCUGCUCUUCAUUGACAACAUCUUCCGUUUCACACAGGCUGGCUCUGAGGUGUCUGCUCUUCUGGGUCGUAUCCCCUCUGCUGUGGGUUACCAGCCCACUCUGGCCACUGACAUGGGUACCAUGCAGGAGAGAAUCACCACCACAAAGAAGGGUUCCAUCACAUCUGUGCAGGCCAUCUAUGUGCCCGCUGAUGAUCUGACUGAUCCCGCCCCUGCCACCACCUUCGCUCACUUGGAUGCCACCACUGUGUUGUCCCGCGCCAUCGCUGAGUUGGGCAUCUACCCCGCCGUGGAUCCCCUCGAUUCCACCUCCCGUAUCAUGGACCCCAACAUUGUCGGAUCAGAGCACUAUGAUGUUGCCCGUGGCGUGCAGAAAAUCCUCCAGGACUACAAAUCCCUGCAGGAUAUCAUUGCCAUCCUGGGUAUGGAUGAGUUGUCUGAGGAGGACAAACUCACAGUGGCCCGCGCCCGUAAGAUCCAGCGCUUCCUGUCCCAGCCCUUCCAGGUGGCCGAGGUCUUCACCGGCCACAUGGGCAAGCUGGUGCCCCUCAAAGAGACCAUCAAGGGCUUCCAGAGCAUCCUGGGUGGCGUGUACGAUCCUCUCCCCGAGCAGGCCUUCUACAUGGUGGGCCCCAUCGAGGAGGUCGUCCAGAAAGCCGAGAAGCUCGCCGAGGAGCACUCAAGCUAAACAAUCUGUGGAGGGGAGAAAACAGAAGGAGAGGGGGUUCUGCGGUUAGGAGCACUUGGUUUGUAAAACAUGUCAAAAAAUUCAAAUGUACCUGUCUCGUCAUCCUGAAAGAAAGUUCUAUUUAAUGUUUCCAAUGAAAGAUGGAAUAAAACACUGUCUUUACAUAAAAACAGCUUGUCAACUGUAUAUUUCCUCUAGGCUUUUAAUAGUUGUACACUCUGACCACAAGAUGGCAGCGCUGAGCUGUGUUGAGCUUUAUGAACUUUGUUGCAGCUUGUCAUGCUGAAAUAAAACGGUGGACAAACAACUG
Molecule: messenger RNA, 1904 nt
Organism: Notolabrus celidotus (New Zealand spotty)
Lineage: Eukaryota; Metazoa; Chordata; Actinopteri; Labriformes; Labridae
Product: ATP synthase subunit beta, mitochondrial
Exons: 10
Coding region: 38-1594 (518 amino acids)
Biological process (GO): proton motive force-driven mitochondrial ATP synthesis; proton transmembrane transport
Molecular function (GO): ATP binding; ATP hydrolysis activity; proton-transporting ATP synthase activity, rotational mechanism
Source: RefSeq, a predicted model, not a curated record